CGGAGCGCGCAGGCCGGUCCCGGCGGCGGGGCGGGGCGGGGCGGGGCGGGGGCGCCAUGUGGUUCACGUACGUGCUGAGCUGGCUGUCGCUCUUCGUCCAGGUGGCCUUCAUCACGCUGGCCGUCGCGGCCGGACUCUACUACCUGGCGGAGCUGAUAGAGGAGUACACGGUGGCCACGAGCAGGAUCAUAAAGUACAUGAUCUGGUUCUCCACAGCUGUGCUGAUUGGCCUCUACGUUUUUGAGCACUUCCCCACCUUCAUGAUUGGCGUGGGCCUCUUCACCAACCUCGUCUACUUUGGCCUCCUCCAGACCUUCCCUUUCAUCAUGCUGACUUCGCCUAACUUCAUCCUUUCGUGUGGGCUAGUGGUGGUGAAUCAUUACCUAGCAUUUCAGUUUUUUGCAGAGGAAUAUUAUCCUUUCUCAGAGGUCCUGGCCUAUUUCACUUUCUGUCUGUGGAUCAUCCCGUUUGCGUUCUUUGUGUCACUGUCGGCUGGGGAAAACGUCCUGCCCUCCACCAUGCAGCCAGGAGAUGACGUGGUCUCCAAUUACUUCACCAAAGGCAAGCGGGGCAAACGCUUAGGGAUCCUGGUUGUCUUCUCCUUCAUCAAAGAGGCUAUUCUUCCCAGUCGUCAGAAGAUAUACUGAACCCCUUGGGGAGGGCAUGUGGAGCCCCACAGGAGAGUCGGGCCCUGGGCCUGUGCGCUGGGCGGGGCCGUGAGCCUGGAAGGCACCUGCCCCCAGCCCCGGCCCUUGCUCCCUCGACUCUCCCUGAAGCCCUCGUCCCCGCCUUCCUCGAAGGGCUCAGCUUGGCUCAGAUCUGACGCUGCUAGAGGCUGUGACCCCACAGGCCCCCGGGAGGAUGCCAGAGCCUGCCUGGCCAGGAGGCCGGGGUCCACCUGGUUAUGUGGAAGCUGAGCUCCCUAGGGCCCUCCUGCCCACCUCCGCGGUGGGCCGGGAGGUUGUGGCCCAGCCGGGGCAGGCAGGGCAGGGGCCGUGAAGCUGGAGAGCAGACAGGGCUGUUUCCUGGGCAGACGGCCGUGGGGAGGGGCCGUGGCUUGGCACUUCCAAGAGAAAGAGUUUUCGCUGUUGAACUGUGAUUUCUGUCCUAGUGCUGACUGCCAUUGAAUAAAGAUUCUAGGUGGCACUGUUUGCCUUAAUA
Molecule: messenger RNA, 1161 nt
Organism: Nyctereutes procyonoides (raccoon dog)
Lineage: Eukaryota; Metazoa; Chordata; Mammalia; Carnivora; Canidae
Gene: TEX261
Product: testis expressed 261
Exons: 6
Coding region: 57-647 (196 amino acids)
Biological process (GO): endoplasmic reticulum to Golgi vesicle-mediated transport
Cellular component (GO): endoplasmic reticulum membrane; COPII-coated ER to Golgi transport vesicle; Golgi membrane
Molecular function (GO): COPII receptor activity
Source: RefSeq, a predicted model, not a curated record